This is a messenger RNA of Cyprinodon variegatus (sheepshead minnow), 405 nucleotides long. RefSeq names its product LIM homeobox transcription factor 1-beta.1-like. Gene Ontology annotation, molecular function: DNA-binding transcription factor activity, RNA polymerase II-specific; RNA polymerase II transcription regulatory region sequence-specific DNA binding. NCBI's taxonomy places the organism in Eukaryota, Metazoa, Chordata, Actinopteri, Cyprinodontiformes, Cyprinodontidae. The transcript is spliced from 3 exons. Gene Ontology annotation, cellular component: nucleus. The record is from RefSeq and is a predicted model, not a curated record. Gene Ontology annotation, biological process: neuron differentiation; regulation of transcription by RNA polymerase II. The annotation marks the transcript as partial.
AUGUUUCCCAGUUCCUCAGUGGAACAUCAAUUGUUCUCCACCAAAUGCAGCGGCUGCCUGGAGCACAUUGCUCCUACAGAGUUGGUAAUGCGCGCUCUGCAGAGCGUUUACCACCUCAGCUGCUUCUGCUGCAGCGUCUGUGGGCGCCGGCUGAGCAAAGGAGACCAGUUUGUGGUGAAGGCAGGUCAGCUGCUGUGUAAGGCCGACUAUCAGAUGGAGGGAGCCAGCCCCGAGGCCUCAGACUCAGAAAAGAGUGAAGAGGAAACUUUGGAUGUUAAGUUAGAGAGGAGAAGCGAUGACAGUAAAGAUCCUCGCCGGCCUAAGCGGCCGCGCACCAUCUUGACCACACAGCAGAGACGUGCCUUCAAGGCUUCCUUCGAGGUCUCCUCCAAGCCCUGCAGAAAG